Ictalurus punctatus (channel catfish) is the source of this 1610-nucleotide messenger RNA. RefSeq lists its product as uncharacterized. The record is from RefSeq and is a predicted model, not a curated record. The transcript has 6 exons. NCBI's taxonomy places the organism in Eukaryota, Metazoa, Chordata, Actinopteri, Siluriformes, Ictaluridae. Gene Ontology annotation, biological process: response to bacterium. Bases 60 to 1115 code for a protein of 351 amino acids.
AGUUUGCCCAUCUGACAGUUUAGCAAGAGGACGUGCUAUAGACCCAAAACAGACUGAAGAUGCUGAUUCUGAUGUGGAUUACAGUGUUGUCUUUUAAUUACACAGGUUCCGCACAGAGAAGUGAUAUAAAUCAGCUGACAUCAGUAAUCACUGCUGAUGUUGGUGAGGACGUGACUCUGCACUGCUUUCGACUGGGAGAGGAUAACACUGGUUCCAUUGUUUGGUACAAGCAAAAAGUGGGACACGAGCCUCGUGCAGUGGUCACAUUUGAUCAUGUUCCCCUUUAUGAAAAUCAGUUCAAGUCAGGAAGAUUCAGCAUCAAGAAAGAAACAAGGGGUGUCCAUUUAAAUAUUGCUAAUGUGGAACCGUCAGAUGAAGCCAUGUAUUACUGUGGUGUACUAAGAUUUUUACCAGUCUUUGGAAAAGGAACAUUUUUAUCAGUAAAAGGUGAUGGAGAUGUAAAAGUGUCAGUGAUCCAGAGCGGCGUAUCGGACUCGGUUCCUGCAGGAGCGUCAGUGACUCUGCAGUGCUCGGUUCUCUCUGAGAGAAGAUCAGCAGAUCUCCAAGUGCUCUGGUUCAGAGCUGCUCCACCACAAUCCCAUCCUCAAAUCAUUUACACUCAUCACAACAGCAGCCAUCAGUGUGAGAGCGGCUCUUCUACACACACCUGUGUGUACAACUUCUCCAAGAACAUCCUCAGCCUCAGUGAUACUGGAACUUACUACUGCGCUGUGGCCGUGUGUGGGAAGAUCAUUUUUGGGAACGGGACACGAGUACAGUCGGGUAAGAACACAUUCACUGACCAACAUUUCGGGGAAUUAUUUCCUACUUAUUCUAUAAUGAUCUGCCUUGCUGUAGCUUUGGCACUGUGUGUGGUGGUGAUCUAUUUUCAAAUUAUUUUGAGCUGUAUAAAACAAAAAUUGGACCAAAAUAGAGUGGAAAUUUCACAAGGUUCAAUUAUAGAGAAAACACAAAAUCAGGACCCCAAUGCUGUGGAGCUGACUUAUACUGCGAUAAAUUUCAAUGAAAGGAAAACUAAAAGUGGAAGAGCAAAAAGAGAACAGAAUUCUCAAAAUUCUGUUUAUUCUGAAGUGAUACACACUCCUGCUACUUAGAUCACUGUUAAUUUUUCAUUAUUAAUCCAUGUAACAGAUACCUACUGUAUGUCUGCUCAUAGUAAAUAUUUAAGUAAAUAUUUAUUUGAGCCAAAUCAUUGUAGACACAUUCAGUAUCUUGUAAAAUUGGCAUAAUGGUUUGUGAAUGUAUUUUUUAAAAUGAUUUUAUAACCAAUGCCUAGUUUUAUAGACUCUAUCAAGUGUUGUGGUCUGUUAAUUUAUCUUUUAUUGUUUUGUACACUGUAUUCUGGUUAUGUUUUAGCUCUCGGUAAGAAUGUUGUAAUAGCCCAGUCUAGACGUAUGUUAUAAAGCAUGUGAUAGUCUCUCAGGGUGAUGGUAAUGUGUGACAUAUGACAAAAAAUAUUGGAGGUCCAAUGAACCAACAAUUUGGAUUGAUGCAUCAAUUUAAAAGGCACAGAUUUUAAUUAUUCAAGGCAACAGUCACAGUCCUAAACAUUAUUAUUAUUAUUAUUAUUAUUAUUAUUAUUAUUAUUA